Molecule: messenger RNA, 1785 nt
Organism: Closterium sp. Naga37s-1
Lineage: Eukaryota; Viridiplantae; Streptophyta; Zygnematophyceae; Desmidiales; Closteriaceae
Source: the annotation of a GenBank genome assembly
AUGCCAUCCUCACUGUCCAUUAUCCAUCCGGUCGUCCCGUCGCGCUGCCUCUCCCCAUUGCUCCUAUUUCCCAGCCAUUCCCCUCCCAGCCCUCACCUCACCCCAUCUUCCCCUGCAUCGCCUAUCAAUCCUCCACCGCCCUCGGCAUCCCCCUUCGCACCCCUCGCUCCUUUCCCAGCCAUCGCCUUUCUCCCAUCUGGCAGCCUCAUCGGCGGUCUCCCUGCUGCUCUCCUCUCCCAUGUAUGCGUCCCCUCGCCUUUUUGUAGCUUCUCCUCUUCUUGCGCGCGCUCUGUCUCCCCUCGCCUCUCGCUGCCUUUACUCCCCUCUCAUGUGCUGCCCAGUUCCCACAAUCCCGCCCCUCUACACCUUUGCACCUCGCCCUUUGCCGUCCGCAUGUGCUGUCCUGUGCUUCCCGUGUUUAUGCCACCCCUGAUUAAGUGCCGCAACAGCAGCCUGGCGUUUCCCAUGCAUAUAACGUCCAACCGAUGUGCUUAUCUUGACGUCCUUGUCUUCCCCCACCUAAACCCUUUUUCACGACUUGAUUUGAAGCAUCUCGUCACAGUUUCGUCCCCCGUCUCCCAGACCCGAUUCUCCUUCCUUCCACUGCCCGUCCUUCUCCCUUCCACUCCCCGUCCUUCUCCCUUCCACUCCCCGCCCUUCUCCCUUCCACUCCCCGCCCUUCUCCCUUCCACUCCCCGCCCUUCUCCCUUCCACUCCCCGCCCUUCUCCCUUCCACUCCCCGCCCUUCUCCCUUCCACUCCCCGCCCUUCUCCCUUCCACUCCCCGCCCUUCUCCCUUCCACUCCCCGCCCUUCUCCCUUCCACUCCCCGCCCUUCUCCCUUCCACUCCCCGCCCUUCUCCCUUCCACUCCCCGCCCUUCUCCCUUCCACUCCCCGCCCUUCUCCCUUCCACUCCCCGCCCUUCUCCCUUCCACUCCCCGCCCUUCUCCCUUCCACUCCCCGCCCUUCUCCCUUCCACUCCCCGCCCUUCUCCCUUCCACUCCCCGCCCUUCUCCCUUCCACUCCCCGCCCUUCUCCCUUCCACUCCCCGCCCUUCUCCCUUCCACUCCCCGCCCUUCUCCCUUCCACUCCCCGCCCUUCUCCCUUCCACUCCCCCCCUUCUCCCUUCCACUCCCCGCCCUUCUCCCUUCCACUCCCCGCCCUUCUCCCUUCCACUCCCCGCCCUUCUCCCUUCCACUCCCCGCCCUUCUCCCUUCCACUCCCCGCCCUUCUCCCUUCCACUCCCCGCCCUUCUCCCUUCCACUCCCCGCCCUUCUCCCUUCCACUCCCCGCCCUUCUCCCUUCCACUGUCGUCGCACGACUCACCUCCUCUCUUCCCACCCCGUCUCACCUCGCAGCUGGCGUGUCUGAAACACGCCAAACCUUCGCGGAGGCCACCAGCGAGCCGGGCCUCGCGUUCUUCGCGGCGAAAUUCGACGGGAUCAUGGGGCUGGGCUUUAAGGAGAUCUCCGUGAGCGGCAUCGACGCCGUGCCACCGCAGGCAGAGGGGGAGGAGGAGGAGGAGGAGGAGGAGGAGGAGGAGGAGGAGGAGGAGGAGGAGGAGGAGGAGGAGGAGGAGGAGGCGCUGCAGGCCGAGGGAGUCAGAGAGGUCGGCGUGGCACUGGGCUGGAGAUGCUGUAUGCAGACACCACCUGCUGCCGUGGGGUUGCAGCCCUGGCCGAUUGGCUUGUGGAGCCGGAAAACACGCGCAAGCUCGCCUGGGGGGUCCCAGACUUCGAAGCGCAGGAGCCCUCUACUGCUAGUGCUGAUGAAGAUGAGGGCGUGA